UAUAAAGACACCGGCAGUCAAACUUCUGCUAAGGCUCACCGAUUAACGCGAGUGACGAGUGUUAACUGGAUCACCGAGUCAUCUUGUUCACAGUUAAUUGCUCUUUCUCCAAGUCUCCACCAGGUUUCUUAUAAGGAUUCCACAUCUAUAUCCAACAAGAUGGAAAAUUCUUUAUCUGAACUUACAUAUAAAGGUUCUAUUCCUGAAGCCAUACUUGAAUCCAAGAAGCAGAAGAAGCUUUUCGUUGUCUACAUAUCUGGAGCUGAUUCUGAUUCAAUCGAGUUGGAAAAAUCCACAUGGACUGAUUUGAAAGUGGCAGAGUCACUGUCAAAGUACUGCAUUUUGUUGCAUAUACUCGAAGGAAGUGCUGAUGCGGCAAACUUUUCUGCAAUAUAUCCACAAAAAUCUUUCCCUUCUAUAACAGCUAUUGGGUACAAUGGAGCUCAGCUUUGGUACAGUGAAGGGUUUAUCAGUGCUGAAGUUCUGGCCUCCAGUUUAGAAAAGGCGUGGUUGAGUCUUCAUAUACAGGUAUGCUGGUGCAAGGUUUUUCUUAAUUCAUAUGCUCCUACUGUGAACAAUAUAUCAUGCUUACGUGGUCAAACCUCAUUUGGAAAUCAAUUGCAAAGAAGUAGAAUGUAUAAAAUGUUAGGCGGAGGCACUUUAACCUUAACCACUGUACAUAAGGUUUCAGAAAAUUCCAAAUACAUCUUGUGAAUUUGCCACAUAGCCAUAUUCUCACUUUUACUUUUGUUUUCUAAAUGAUUGAUCUUCUCUCAAUCAACUUUCUUUGCUAUGCUUUUUUCACCUUUUUAGGGAGGGAUUGCUGUUUUUUUAUCAAUGAGGGCAAGCAGCUUUCAUUUUAUUUUAAUAGUUUGGUAGGGCUUUAAAGAGUAGGCGGUUCGUAUGUCUUUAUGACCCUCAGAAUAACAAGUGGGAGGAUACACAGAGCAAGAGCUCUUGAAGUCUACCGGGGCACAACUUCUUAAUUCAUCCAUUUAGGCCCUACUAGGAAUAUGUUGAUCCUGGGAACCUGGCUCGGGAACAGCUUCUUACUAGUAUAGCAGGGGCUAAUCACAGUAAGAGAGUUCAAUCUCUGAAAUAGAGCU
Messenger RNA from Jatropha curcas, 1106 nucleotides. The record is from RefSeq and is a predicted model, not a curated record. NCBI's taxonomy places the organism in Eukaryota, Viridiplantae, Streptophyta, Magnoliopsida, Malpighiales, Euphorbiaceae.